Bactrocera dorsalis (oriental fruit fly) is the source of this 2377-nucleotide messenger RNA. Its product is annotated as integral membrane protein 2B. Bases 175 to 1116 code for a protein of 313 amino acids. Gene Ontology annotation, molecular function: amyloid-beta binding. Gene Ontology annotation, biological process: negative regulation of amyloid precursor protein biosynthetic process. The transcript is spliced from 3 exons. The record is from RefSeq and is a predicted model, not a curated record. Lineage: Eukaryota; Metazoa; Arthropoda; Insecta; Diptera; Tephritidae. Gene Ontology annotation, cellular component: extracellular exosome; Golgi apparatus; plasma membrane.
UUGCUUUUCUCUGUAUUCAUAUUUUCGUUGCAGAGAGAAAAGAAUUUAGAACGCAAAAAUACUUUGGGAAAAAGUACUGGAUAUAAUUUAAAUUAAAAUUUUGGAAAAAAAGAAUUAUUGUAUAACAUUCUAUUAAAAUUUAAAUACGUUAGACUGCUAUAAGCUGCGGAAAAGAUGACUAUUUUAACGAAACCAUCUAAUGAGAAAAAAGGGGAGAAGGUACCACUGCCAUUGGCUUUGGGUGGCCAUGAUGAUGCAUCAUCAUUCCGAGGAGGAGCUGCACACGGAAAUCUUUUGGGCGCUCGCUAUCAGGGUGACAUAGAUGGCGAAUCUAUGGUUUUCAAUCGCCCACCGUCAUGCAUCAAAACCGUGUUGUUAUUUCUAAUUGCUGUCGUAGUCAUGAUGAUGGGCCUACUUGGUGGAUUUACUCUAUAUCGCGCUUAUGCACCCACUACUUCGAAUUUACAUUACCGUGCACUUUGCGACAUUCCAUAUAUGCAGACUGGUAAUAUAACUAUACCGCGUCUGUAUGAGGAACGUGAUGAGCUAGAUUGGCGUAACCUUUUUUCGCGUUUUACAAACUACAACGGCAAUAACGACUUGAGUGAUGAUUUCUUCCGUGAGGAAAUCGAUGUGGAUAUGAGCGAUUCAGAAAGUUUCGCAAAAAUUGAUGUACCCGAUUUCAAAGAUGGACGGCGGGGACGUUUUAUGCAUGAUUUUAAAAAGAAUCAAUCGGCAAUUAUUGAUACCACUGCAAAUCGUUGCUUCAUAAUGCCACUUGACCGUGACACAACAUUACCACCAAAGAGUUUUGUAGAUUUAAUGCAAAAGAUGGGUUCAGGAUACUACAACAUCGACACUGAUCGCGUUCGUCGCAAUAUGCGUGUAGUUACCCCGCCUGUAACUGAUCUCUCAAUGAUCUCAGAGAGAAUUGCUAAUGAAUGCUAUGAUAUGAGAGUUUACAUGCUGGAGAACUACGUUUCAGGAGUAUUUAAACGUGAAGCUAUUCCUGUGGCAGAAACUGACAGGUUCACUGAAUUCAUGGGCAAAGGUGUGGUUGAAUUUAAUUUGAUAAAUAUGAAUGAUAUAGAGGAAUUUGAACGGAAGCAGCAGUAAAAUCCUUCAAAACUUGUUUAGAAAUCUUAUACAUUAAUUGCGGUGCUUGCAAGCAUUUUUGUAGAAUGUAGUUUGUAUGAUUGUAAAACUUGAUGUUGAUAAAUUAGCGGCUGUAUUCAAAUUUAUUAACCGAAAAAAAAAUUUAUUUUUUCUUAUAUAAUUAACGACUGAAUUACCCUUACCUUAUAUAUUCCUAACAAAUUAUUGUAUGGAGGGUAUUUGCAAAAUUAGGCAAUAUCUACUAUUAUUGUAUUAAUAUAUUCGUUUUUUUAUUAUUUCGAAAUUAUCAUUAUUAGAAAAUUGGAGUCCAUCGAUUUGUAUUGACUUUAUUAUUACUUCAAAAAUGUAAUGUAAAUUGACGAUAAUAUUUCCGAUUGAUUCAAAUUUGUAUUUUAUAAACUUUACAUCCGACCUUAUUUUAAUCACUUUUUUAAAUAAAAUCGAAAUAACAAUCAAAAAUGCAUCAAGUUAAGCGAUCAAGUAUGGUUAACAAAUACAACAAAAACAAAAUGAAAAUUUAAUGACAAACAAAUUGAACAUACGUAUUUUAAAGAACCCGAAAUAUUAUCAAUUAUUGUGCAUAAGAAACAAUUGCGUACCUAAAAGAAAAUUAAUUGUGACAAAUAUUAAAAACGUGCUAGAAUAAAUGUAUGCUCAUCAUGCAUCUGUAUGUAUGUCAUGAACUCGAAGUGUGGCAGAACUAACUUCUGUUGGUAUCAGGUGGUGGCACGUUGUUAAGAAAAUUUCGAUAGUCUUCAAUAUGACUACAAUAAAAAAAUCAAUACCGAACUACAAUGUCACACAAUUUAUACAUUAUAAUAAUUUCCUAAUACAACUUUACAAAUGCUUUUAUGUAGUAACAUACUUUAUAUAUUCCAAUGUACUAUAAUAAUUAUCAAUAUAUUCAUAUUUUUAUUGGCCAAUUUUAAACCACAAAUUAUUUUACAUAAUUUAAAAAAGUAUUGUAUUGUAAUCGAAUGUGAUGCACUAGUUCCAUUUUAUAUAAUUUGAAAAGUGCCCCUCUAUAUAUUUUAUAAUCUAUGCAUAUGAUUGCAAAGUUUUGAAUCGUUUGCAACUAUUACUAAAGAAAGCACUCUCUAUUUUCAACAAAAAAAUGAGUUGAUCAAUUUCAAAUUUGAACAUAUCAACAUAAUUGCUUUUUACUAUUGAUUCGAUAUUUAAUAACAACAAAAAAUACAAUAAAUCAAAUUUUCAAUGUUAAAAUAUGAUGUUAAUAAAGGAAAAUCACCUUCAGUCUUAA